AUUUUUCUUCCUGAGGCUUUAUAAAACCUAACAACAUUUCAGCAUAAUCUGCAUUUGUGCUGCUUUCGCCAAGAUGUUUUUCAAAAUAUGUUUGAUUGCAAGCAUUGCAAUAUCUAUUGCAAAUUGCUCCUCUACACCGUUAAGUGAUUCUACGUACUCGCUGUCUACUUCCACUCCGUUAAGUGGUUCUAAGUACUCGCAGUAUAACUCCAUACCGUUAAUUGGAUCAACGUACUCGACUUAUCCGUCCACACCGUUUAGUGGCUCUGCACCGAGUUAUCCUUCCAAACCGAUUAGUGAAUCUACGUACUUGCCUUUUCCUGGCGACUGCAAUCGUUAUUACCAAAAAACAGUUUUAAGAUGUCCAUCCAAUACUUACUGGAGUUCUACAUUGCAGCGUUGUGAUAAUAUAAAUUAUUCCAGCUGUUCAUCAAUAAACCCUGAACCACCAUUCGACAAUCGCCCCGAAGAUGAUUUGGUUAAACAAUGUGCAAAUCAAUUAGGCAUGUUCAUACCAUAUCCAGGGGAUUGCAAUCGAUUUAUACAAUGUGAUUACAUUCCGUUUGUGAAAAUCUGUCCUAAGCAUCUUUAUUGGAAUUCCGAGCUUCUUACUUGCGACAAAAUCUGUGUCUAACACAAUGAUUAAUUGAAUAACAAAAAGUGAAUACUUAAUAAACAUGCUUUAAAUAAAAGCUACUUUCUUUUAACUUUUUAAUUUCCGAUUUUACAAAAUAAAUAUAAAAAACUUAUUAUGUAUUAUAUACUAAAUAAAAAUCGCAAUAUAUCAAUUAAA
Drosophila albomicans is the source of this 793-nucleotide messenger RNA. RefSeq lists its product as uncharacterized. The record is from RefSeq and is a predicted model, not a curated record. The coding region runs from base 74 to 634 and encodes 186 amino acids. Gene Ontology annotation, cellular component: extracellular region. The transcript is spliced from 2 exons. Gene Ontology annotation, molecular function: chitin binding. Lineage: Eukaryota; Metazoa; Arthropoda; Insecta; Diptera; Drosophilidae.